Messenger RNA from Lineus longissimus, 556 nucleotides. Its product is annotated as mediator of RNA polymerase II transcription subunit 31-like. NCBI's taxonomy places the organism in Eukaryota, Metazoa, Nemertea, Pilidiophora, Heteronemertea, Lineidae. The record is from RefSeq and is a predicted model, not a curated record. Gene Ontology annotation, cellular component: core mediator complex; mediator complex. The transcript has 4 exons. Gene Ontology annotation, biological process: regulation of transcription by RNA polymerase II. Bases 11 to 418 code for a protein of 135 amino acids. Gene Ontology annotation, molecular function: transcription coregulator activity.
GCUUCAGAAAAUGGCCACAAGAGGAUUGAGUACUCUUCCUUUGUCGGAAACUGAAGACCAGCAGAAACUGCGAUUUCAAGUUGAGUUGGAAUUUGUUCAGUGCCUAGCUAACCCGAAUUACUUGAACUUUUUGUCUCAAAGAGGUUAUUUUAAGGAGCAGACCUUUGUCAACUAUUUGAAGUAUCUACUCUACUGGAAGGAGCCCGAGUACUCCAAGUACCUGAAAUAUCCCCAGUGUUUGGCAUUCUUGGACCUACUUCAGUAUGAACAUUUCCGAAAAGAAAUAGUUAACGGACAGUGUGCGAAGUUCAUUGACGAUCAACAGUUACUGCACUGGCAACAUUAUCAAAGGAAGCGAAUGAAACUAAUCCAAGCUCAGGCUGAGCAGACCCAACAAAACGUGCAAAAGGGUUCUUGAUAACUUAAGACGAGAGUUCAUCAGGGUGCUUCUUAUAAAGACAUCUUGAGAGGCUGUAUUGACUGUGUUACGAUGUCUGCAUCACUGUAUCGUAGAUUCAUGCAACUGUGUCAAAAAUGGCCAGUGGAUGCAACUAAA